Molecule: messenger RNA, 660 nt
Organism: Ananas comosus (pineapple)
Lineage: Eukaryota; Viridiplantae; Streptophyta; Magnoliopsida; Poales; Bromeliaceae
Exons: 1
Coding region: 1-660 (219 amino acids)
Source: RefSeq, a predicted model, not a curated record
AUGCCGUCACCUUCGCUGCCGCCUCCGUCGAAUGCUGUCAGCAACGAUCGGCCUCUCAAAAUAACCAUCAAACUAGGUGCCGACAGUCAUCACAAUUGCAGAGCUCUCUACAAAUCACGCGUGGAAGCGCCGCCGGUAGAGCACGAAAAUGUUCCGGCAAAGCGCGCGAGGGCAGAUGCUGCACCUGAGGGAUCUCGGCCGCCACCAAUUCCCAUUGCAGAAGGCCCACAUGGAGUAGAAGCACAGGUUCUUGCGAUCAAGCGGCCUCGCCGGCAUAUCCGUGGGCCGUCAGAACGUUAUCAAAGUUCAAAAGCUGAAGGUCGUGCAGACGCAGAUGCCACGGACUCUAAAGGGAAGUCGUCGAACACCGAAAAUCAAUUGCGACCCGCAGAGGCGGCGCAAGUUCUUCCAGGUCGGCGCCCGCCGCAGGCGAAGGAUGCUGGGCAAUCGUCGUCGACGGCAGAAAAGAAGAUCACAUUCUCGCUCGCGCUGACGAAAGAAGAAAUUAUCGAGGAUUUCACUGCGAUGAGGCUGCCGCUGCCUGCGCGACGACCCAAAAAAGUGCCGAAUUCGCGAUUCAAGCAUCUCUUUCCCGGCUCCGGCUUGCCGAAAUCUGUGACUCCCGGCAGGUACACAGUGAAGGGCCCGGGUAACCGCUGA